UAUUUUUUGACAGAUCUCAUUCUUUCUUUUUACUCAUUUUUUUUUGUUUAUGAAAUUUCCAUUUAAAAUUUUGAUUUCAUCACAAUAUUAAAUUUAUUUUAUCCAAAUAAAGUCAUUAACUUAAUAACUAAAUGGAUUCGGAAAAACAAGCAAUACCAUCGACCUCAAAAAUGGUUAUAAAACCAACAAAAACAUCACGUGAAGGAAGUGUUUGCAGUGACAAAAGUUUACAACAAAGCACAAAGAAUUCUGGUAGAGGUAAAACUGUGAAGGCCGCCAACAAAAACCCAGAGAAAAAGAUAACCUUCGUUUCACGUCCUGCUGUUUUGGAUCAACCUAAUAAACAACUUGUUAAAGAGGUAAGUAAACUACAUGAUCGGACAAAGCGUGUUAGAGCGAAGCUAUCUUCAAUGCAAAAAUCGAAAUUUCCGCCAAAAUCUGAAAUGCCUCCGAAAGUCAACAACCAUUCGAAAGAGGAGACUCCUCUUCCUUCAAAACCAAUUAAAAGCACAUCGGAUACACCACCAAAUACCCCAAUGGACGGUCUAUUGUCCGAACAGGACAUUCUUCGAGAAAUCGAACGGUUGCAAGAGCUUAUGAAAAAAGUCCAAUUGCAAAAUCAAAAUAAGUUAUCUGCAACGUCCGAAAGCAAAGUCAAAGAAAAAGACAAGACAAAUCGAAGAUUAUCAAAGAGUGACGAAGUUGAAUCGAAAGCCAAUUGUGAAGGAGAUCAAGUAGAAGAAAAAGCCGAAGCAAAUCCGAAACGACGUCGUGAACGAACAAAAAAGAAGAAGAAGAAGAUCACGAAUGAACAGCAAUUGCAAGAGCUUUAUGUGAGUCACAUUAAUCAAAUCAUUAAUAAAGACGCCGAAGUCAAAGAUCCAAAGAAUCCGCAAUUUAAGAAUGGCGAUGAUUUGGAAGAAUUCGCUGCCAAGUGCGUUGAAGCUGGUUUGGGUCGAAUUGUUGAAGCUCAGUUGAGAGUGAAUGCAAAGAAUAACCAUCAGUCAUUUAUUACUGUGGACAAUGGUUCGGAUGCAAUGAUUGUUUCGAUGGCUGCACGGAAAUAUGCUAUGGAUGGAGAUGUUGUGAGGGCGUUUAUUAGAAAUAAAAACGAAGAGAUUAGGGAAUCAGUGGGAGACUUGGAUGAGUCGAUUCCGAUUUUUGAAGAUCCAAAUGAGACAAUUGAUGACCCUGAAGAUGUUUUAGUUGAAGAUGUCGAAAUCCUCAAGAAAAGUGAAGAAUCAACCUUGUCAUUGAGAGAUCGUGCUUUCGUAAUUCGAAUUGUCAAAGAAAGUGGCAAUCGACAAUUUGUAGGUUCAAUUGCAUUCAAAAAUCCAGUGAAACAUGACGAUGGGGAGUAUUUUAAGUUUAAAACCCGUGACACCAAAGCUCCCAUCAUGUGUAUUCCAGUUGAAUCAUGUGAGGAAUUCCUUAAGCAAUUCGAAACCUCUUCCGAUGAUAUUUUAGGAUAUUUGUUUGUUGCACAAAUUCUCAAAAUUGAAGAAAACGGACGUUGUCUUGGCAAACUAGUUGCCCCCGUUGGCAAGUGUGGUCAUCUAGAAUCUGAAAUUAAAGCAAUUCUAAUGCACAAUCGCUUAAGUGAUGUGGAAAAGUUUGAACAACGUUUCGAAGAUAUGUGGGCCGAGCCUGUUAAAAUCGAAGAAUCUGAUCUAGAGAAUAGAGAAGAUUUACGUUCUGAUUGUAUUUUCACAAUUGAUCCACUUACAGCUAGAGAUUUAGACGAUGCUGUCUCAUGUAAGAAAUUAGACAAUGAGCGUUAUGAAAUUGGUGUUCAUAUAUCAGACGUAACACAUUAUCUUGAAGAAUGUUGUGAAUUAGAUGAGUUAGUUAAGCUGCGCGCAACAAGUAUUUACCUUGUGAAUGAGGUCAUUCACAUGCUGCCUCAGACACUUUGCAUGAAGUGUUCCCUACUGCCCGAUGAGGAUAAAUUUACCUUUUCUGUGUUCUGGACAAUGGAUAAAGAUGCAAAUGUGAUUUCGACAAGAUUCACUAGAAGUGUCAUAAGAUCAUGCACACAAUUAGCCUAUGAACAUGCCCAAAAAAUUAUUGAUAAUCCCAAUGAAAAAUUCAAUGACAAUGACUUUCCCACCAUAUGCAAUGGUUUUAGUUCAAUUGAUAUUGUUGAGAGGGUAAAGACCCUUAAUUCACUGGCAGAAACUAUGCGAACCAGACGUUUUGCAAAUGGUUCCCUCUCAAUUGAUAAACCUCAGUUCUAUUUCCAAUUUGAUCCGAAAACUGGAGAGCCGACAUCCUACGAAAUUGCUAACCGGCUUACGGCAAACUUCUUGAUUGAAGAGUUCAUGUUGUUGGCAAAUCAAUCUGUGGCGGAUUUGAUUUAUAAAAGCUUUCCUGAUAUUGCUUUCUUGCGAAGUCAUCAACCACCAAAAGCCAGUGCUAUUAAGAGCUUGAAAGUAAAGCUUAAUGCUAUGGGUCUUGAAUUGGAUAUGAGCACUUCAAAGAGUAUCUACGAUGGAUUGAAAAAAAUCUGCGGUUCAAGUUGCGAUCCGGAGGUUGUCUCGGUGGCGAUGAACUAUUUGCUAACCAAACCAAUGAUGAGGGCGAAGUAUUUUUGCAGUGAAAAUGUAGAUGGGGAUAUUGAUUUGCGUCAUUAUGCGUUGGCUAUACCAAUUUACACCCAUUUUACUAGCCCAAUUAGACGUUAUCCAGACAUCUUAGUUCACAGGUUACUCAGUGCUGCCAUGAAUUAUACCCCAAAGCCGAAACGAACUCAUGAAGAACUCCAUGAAUUAGCCCGCAUCUGUAACGACCAGAAAUUCAAUGCAAAGAACGCCAGCGAGGAAAGCUCCAAUUUAUAUUUCAAACGUUACAUCAAGGAAAAGAAAAACAUCAAUGUACGCGCUGUGGUUGUCGAUAUCUAUAAACAUUCCAUAGAAGUUAUUACCCUAGACACUGGUCAUCUCAUUUAUGUUCCUUUUAAAUUGCAAAAAGUUAUAGUUGAUUGUAGCAAAGCACCAUCAGUAAUUUACAUAUCAGAAAAAAAUUCCACCAAGCCACCAAUUCCAUUAAAGAUGUUCUCAGCUGUCGAUAUUCGGCUUACAGUUUUUGAGGGCAAAGUUACUGGAUUCUUUGUUUCACCUGAACCAGAACUUAGAAUAAAGAAUGAAAUUGCAUCAUGUAAAGCAAAGUCUGACCGAAAAAAACAAGACUUGGCCGAAUCAUCACCCGGAUCUCCUGAUUUGAAUUCAAAACAGAAAAGAAAUGAAAGGAGAAAGCGAGAAUGGAUGAGGUCUAGAAAGUCGAAGAAUACGAAUGGAGCAACUGACGAGUAAUUUAGACGAUAUCUCCUCUCAAUGUGUUGUGUUUGCACAAAUUUCUGUGAUUUUGAACAACAUAACUUGGGCACAUAUUAUUUUUUAUGUGCGCAUUUUUUUUUAAAUAAAAUAACCGUGACACUUUGAUGUUGUAAACAUUUAAAAGUAUUUUAAGAAAAUCUUGUAUAUUUUUGGUAUCAGAGUGUGAUGUUAUAAAAUGAUUACAUUUUGUUGCACAUUAUCAAGGAACAAAAGAUAGCUGGUGUAAAAUUAAGUCCAUCACAUAUUUUAAAAAUCUUUAUUAAAAUUAAAAUGUUAAGCAAAAACUAUUUUCAGAAAAAUUUAUUUAAUAUCAUAAGAAAAAUAGUUUGACCGUUAAUGUCUCUUUUUGGAUUUAAGAGUUUUAAGAAUUGUGACAAGAACUUGGUGAAUUAUGUUUUCAUUUUGUCUUAGUUGUAUUAGCUAUCAAAUCAUUUCAUUUUCAAACAUUUGAUGCCAAAAUACUUAGAUUCUUAUUUUUACUUUGUUUAAAAUUGUAAAACGUUUUAGUG
This is a messenger RNA of Episyrphus balteatus (marmalade hoverfly), 3844 nucleotides long. It is a transcript of the gene Dis3l2, whose product is annotated as DIS3-like exonuclease 2. NCBI's taxonomy places the organism in Eukaryota, Metazoa, Arthropoda, Insecta, Diptera, Syrphidae. The record is from RefSeq and is a predicted model, not a curated record. Gene Ontology annotation, molecular function: 3'-5'-RNA exonuclease activity; RNA binding. The transcript has 4 exons. Gene Ontology annotation, biological process: mRNA catabolic process; miRNA catabolic process. Gene Ontology annotation, cellular component: exosome (RNase complex); P-body. The coding region runs from base 132 to 3311 and encodes 1059 amino acids.